AUGGUAGCUGUGGAGGCUGUGGUAGCUGUGGGGUUGCUGUUGCGUGGAGGUGGCUAUGGCGGUGGCGGUGGCGGUGGCGAUGGCUUCGGUAGCGGAUGUAGCAUGAGCAAACGCAUUCGCGGUUGGAUCGCCCAUGGGAAAAAUUUAGGGUUUCUUUCAGAGGGCAGUAUGGUUAGGGUUUCGGAGGGGUUUACAAUAAAUGUUGGUCCUGUUUCAAGCAUAGUUAUUUCAAAUAAAUUGAAUAAUGUAAAGAUCUUGGAGAUUUUUCCAAAUUUGGAUGCUUGCACUGCUUUUGCAUUUGUGUUUAAUGGUGAUACCACUCAGAAAUAUGUUGGUCCUAGAAGUCUGAUGCAAGAAACACAAAUAACCGGUUCACUUUUAGGCAAUUUGCUUGAUGUGGUUGAGGAGGUACAACUAGCACAAUUGGAACUCCAAAAUCUGAUCCAGACAAGUUUUAAUUCUUCAUCUGUUGAGCAACUUGAUUUGCAGCUCUGUUUCAUCAAUUUUCAUAGUGGCAGGAAGGCUAUGCUGAUUCUUGACAUGUCAUGUUUGAAUCGGUAUAAUUCUUUUCUUUUCUUUUUUUUAUUCCAUUUUUUUUUACCGAGUCUAGAUGCCUAAGUAGGGACAUAAUCUGCAUCAUUGUGUUAUGCCUAG
This is a messenger RNA of Cornus florida, 654 nucleotides long. RefSeq lists its product as uncharacterized. The transcript is spliced from 5 exons. The record is from RefSeq and is a predicted model, not a curated record. Lineage: Eukaryota; Viridiplantae; Streptophyta; Magnoliopsida; Cornales; Cornaceae. Bases 1 to 618 code for a protein of 205 amino acids.